AUGCCAUCCCAAGGAUCUCCAGGCGCCCCGCCAAAGUACCUAGCGUUGGCCUGGAAGAUCGCUGUCGGAAAGAAACAAGCCCCCCUCGUCAUCAGCGUCGCCCACAGCCCCGCAAUCGAGUCAGUGCUCCUCAUCGGACUUCGGGGCAUUAUAAAGCCCUUCAUCGAAGAGCUCAUGAAGACCAUCCGAGAACACCUCCGCAUGCGAGGCCAAAAGAACGCCCCAUACGAAGCACCAAUCUUAGGGAGAGCUGGGUGA
Cryptococcus amylolentus CBS 6039 is the source of this 258-nucleotide messenger RNA. RefSeq lists its product as hypothetical. Bases 1 to 258 code for a protein of 85 amino acids. The transcript has a single exon. NCBI's taxonomy places the organism in Eukaryota, Fungi, Basidiomycota, Tremellomycetes, Tremellales, Cryptococcaceae. The record is from RefSeq and is a predicted model, not a curated record.